UGCCAGUACCUGAGCCGCGAGGCCAAGCUCAUGCUGGCCAUCCAGGACGAGGUGGCGGCCGUCUCUGACGGCAACGGCUCCCAGUCUCCGUUCCAUCACAUCCUACCCAAGUGCAAGCUGGCGUCUGACCUGAAGGAAGCCUUUGACAGCCUCUGCACCACAGGUGUGAUUCACUUACACAUCAACAACUGGUUGGAGCUCAGCUUCUGUCUCCCGCACAAGAUCCACCGCCUCGGUCCCGAUUACAUCCCGCCGGACGCCAUCGAACGCAGUCUCAAAGCCAUCCGGCCCUACCACGCUCUGCUGCUGCUGGAUGAGGAGAAGUCGCUGCUGGCCCAGCUGCCCGUGGACUCAUCGCCGGCCCUGGUCCGUGUCGUCAAGACCACGUCAGCCAUGAAGAACCUCCAGCAGCUAGCACAGGAUGCUGACCUGGCCCUGCUACAGGUGUUCCAGCUGGCUGCCCACCUGGUGUACUGGGGCAAAGCCAUUGUCAUCUACCCGUUGUGUGAGAACAACUUCUACAUGCUGUCUCCCGACGCCAACAUCUGCGUGUUUUCCCCACAGUCUGAGCAGUUUUCCCAGCAGUUUCCCGGGAACAGCCUCACCAGCCUGCUCUCCAAGUUCUCCCUGCCGACCACGCUCUCGCAGUUCAAGAACCCACUGGCACCCCCCGUACAGGAGGCACAGCUGGUACAGAUGGUGAUCUGGCUGCUUCAACGGCGGCUCCUGAUUCAGCUCCACACGUACGUGUGUCUAAUGGUCCCGCCGUGUGAGCGUGAGCCCAUCGCCACCACCGCUGCCCGUCCCCACGACAUGCCCGCGCCCGGCCGGCCCAGUGCCCGCAGCCUCAGUGCCCCCAACGCACUCAGCUUCGGCUCUCCCACCAGCAGUGAUGACAUGACGUUGACCAGCCCCAGCAUGGACAACUCCAGCGCCGAGCUGCCGCCGGGCACUGACUCCCCCCUGAACCGCCGCAUGACCGAGAGCCUCCUCGCCAGCCUGUCGGAGCACGAGAGGAAGGCCAUCCAGAACAUUCCGGCUGCCCAGAAUCCCGAGGACCUGCGCAUGUUGGCCAGGCUCCUGCAAUACUUCCGUGGCCGACACCACCUGGAGGAGAUGAUGUACAACGAGAACAUGCGGCGCUCCAUGCUCCUGAUGCUCAUCGACAAAUUCCGCAGCGUCUUGGUGCUGAGGAACCACGAGGAUCCCAUCAUCUCCGUCUUCCAGUCCCCCUUUGUGUGAGCAACAGCUCCCUUAGCCAGGAGCUUCACAUUGUGUGUGUGUGUGUAUGUGUGUGUGUGUGUGUGUGAGUGUGCGUGCGUCUAUGUGUGCGUGCGUGUGUGAGUGCGCGAGUGUGUGUGUGUGCGUGUGUGUGUGAGUGCGUGUGUGCGUGUGUGUGUGUGUGCGUGUGUGUGCGUGUGUGAGUGCGCGAGUGUGUGUGUGUCUGUGUGCGUGCGUGUGUCUGUGUGCGUGUGUGUGAGUGCGUGUGUGUGCGUUUAUGUGUGUGUGUGUCUGUUUCUGUGUGUGUGUUUCUGUGUCUGUGUGUUUCUCUGUCUGUGUGUCUGUGUCUGUGAGCCUGUGUGUGUGUGUGUGUGUGUGUGUGUGUGUGUGUGUGUGGGUGUGGGGGGGGUGGGGGAGGCUGAACACGGGAGCCUUGACCCUCCAGUGUGUGCCCCUGUGCAACCAUCACCACAAUUGGACGAAUAAAGAGAAAUCCUUUUAUUAGCAAAAAUAAUUCUGGACUCGUUUCCCUGCAGCGUUAGUUUCGGAGACAAGAAGUGGGUGUGUGGGUGGGGGGAAGUGGGCCCCCCCUCACUCUCCCACCCCCCCCACACACACAUCCCGUGAGGGGGUCUUCACCCACUCUCUCCCCCCUCCUGGUGGAGAGAGGGAGAGGGGAGAGGGAGUGAGGGGGAGAGGGAGAGAGUGAGGGA
Leucoraja erinaceus (little skate) is the source of this 1934-nucleotide messenger RNA. It is a transcript of the gene nprl3, whose product is annotated as NPR3-like, GATOR1 complex subunit. The record is from RefSeq and is a predicted model, not a curated record. Gene Ontology annotation, biological process: negative regulation of TORC1 signaling; cellular response to amino acid starvation; TORC1 signaling. Lineage: Eukaryota; Metazoa; Chordata; Chondrichthyes; Rajiformes; Rajidae. Gene Ontology annotation, cellular component: GATOR1 complex. The transcript is spliced from 9 exons. The annotation marks the transcript as partial.